AUGUUCUUUGUAUUUUUCAAUUUAUUGAGUAACGUUAUCUUCGUAAAAUGUUCCCUUGAUAUUACUAAUGCAGAACUAACCUAUUUAUCUCAACGUUUGACUUUAAACGAGUGUCGCCUCUUACUAACUACAUUGUAUGCAAAAUCUUACAAUACAUCAGAUAACUUGAUUUCGAUUCCCAAAUCUAUACCAAACAAGGCGACUUGUCUUAAACUUCUAUUAGAAUGGAAUCGUGGAGAUGCUGACUUAAGAGAUAAUGAAAAAUGUCAUCUUGAUGUGGCACAUAUAAUGCGUAAACUAAAAAGAGAUGAUCUAGCAGAUUGGUUAGAAAAAUCAGUAUUCAAAAACCUAGCUAAAGAUGUUAAUGAUACUUUGAAUAACGCUUUUAGAGCCGAUUCUGGAGGACAACUAAAGAAGAAAUUGUAUUUGGGAGAUAAAGUCAUUGAAAACGAACAUAAUUGGAGUGUAUUUGAAUACCUUCUGGCAUUAUUUCUCAUAAGUGUUGUAAUUAUAGUAAUGAUAAAUUUUUAUCGUUUAUUGACUCUUGUUUGUAGAAGAGACGAAAAGAAGAAGCCUGAUGAAGAAACAAUAGAUCUUCUCAGUCGAGGAUCGGAAAGCGACCAAGAAGUUGUAUUUGAUUAUAAUUUAAUUUAUAAAAGAGAUAAAAAGAUGACUGAAACUCUACAGAGUGAUUAA
Bombyx mandarina (wild silkworm) is the source of this 696-nucleotide messenger RNA. RefSeq lists its product as uncharacterized. Lineage: Eukaryota; Metazoa; Arthropoda; Insecta; Lepidoptera; Bombycidae. The record is from RefSeq and is a predicted model, not a curated record.